Vombatus ursinus (common wombat) is the source of this 1782-nucleotide messenger RNA. RefSeq names its product RPA interacting protein (gene RPAIN). The coding region runs from base 324 to 1172 and encodes 282 amino acids. Gene Ontology annotation, biological process: protein import into nucleus. NCBI's taxonomy places the organism in Eukaryota, Metazoa, Chordata, Mammalia, Diprotodontia, Vombatidae. Gene Ontology annotation, cellular component: nucleus; PML body. The transcript is spliced from 6 exons. The record is from RefSeq and is a predicted model, not a curated record.
UUGGAAACGGCCCCUCUGGGAAACGACCCCUCGCCUCCCAUGUCAGGGUUGUCACUUUAUUGAGGCCGCUCCACCUCUAGGCCUAAAAGACCCUUUAUACCCAUAGGCAAACUGAAGCCCGGGGGCAAAGCCUGCAGAAAGGCCCCCAGAUCGUUUUCGUUGGAUCCUGUCGAUAUUGCCUUUUGGGGCUUGUGAAGCCAGGACAGGCAGAGCCCUGCUCGGGAAGGACGCCUUCGCGCCCCGCGUCUCAGUGGCUCUCCGGACGGGGUUCCGAGGGAGAGGCACCCAAAAGAGCGAGAAGGUUGCGGACCACUGUUGCUAUCAUGCGCCGGAAGCGUUCACGCAUGCGCAGGCCGUGGCAGGACUCCGUUCCCAGUAUGCAGCGCGGUGGGGGCGGAAGUAGCGGCCUCGCUUGGGAGCCGGGCAUCUCUGGGGCAUCGGACAUCAUGGAGGCGGGAGCAGCGGGGCAGGGACGACGCGCACUUCACAAGCGCCCUGGGGGCCCGGCCUGGAAGGAGACGUACCGGCAGGGAUGCUUUCAGAGGAUGAAAAACAGCCGGGCCCAGCUCCUGGACAAGUAUCGCCGAGUGGGAGAAGCUUCCCGAGGCGUCCUGGCCCAGGAGGUGAUGGAGGCAGAGUGGCUGACCUUGCAGUCCACCCACGAGAGCCUGGUGGCCCAGAGGUGCAGCAAGACUUUUGCACAGGUGGAGGACCCCGAGGACCUUGCUGUCUUGGAGGAAAUCCAGCAGGAGCUCCUGAGUCAAGAACAAGCCUUCAUUGAGGAAUAUGAAAGGAGUUUGCGGUUUGAUGACAGGUGCCUCUGGGCCCUGCUGGAGGGGCUGCAGACAGAUGGGCUCAUCUGUCCGGUGUGUUCAAGGUACAACCUGACUGUGGUAAGAGGCACGGUCCUGUGUCAGUGUGGCCUCUAUCUCUCCUCUCAGGUUCCAGAACUGACAGAACAGACCUUCCGGGCCCUCUUAGAGGAAAGUGUGAACAGACACAGUGAGUUCUGUGCCCAUAGGCCCGAGUUUUCCAUCACCAGCGGGACAGAAGAAAAUGCCUGUCUUCUCCUGAGCUGUGUGGUAGGCUUAGCACACAUUCAGCGCACUGGAGCCUUCUGGCUCCUGAGGGAGGCUCGGUGGGGCUGCCGUCUGGGGGAUGCUUCUGUCUGAUAUGAUGCAUUGCCCUUUGACCCUGAAUCCUUCUUCAUCACAUGUCAGGAAGCGGACUGCCUUUCAGUGGGCAGAAAGGGAAACUGUAAAACCGUACAUGUAACCAAGAAGGGACACAAGGCUAGGACAGUUCCUGGCAGAAGAGCUGGAGUUGUUAGUGGACCACCAGCUUAGAGUGACUCAGUGUCUAAGAGAACAGCCUGUGUAUGGGAGGGGUGGGGAGUGUCACCAUGUCAGAGGCCUUCAGGCCAACCCACACCUAAGGAUCCCUUUGACCACCUGACCCCACAAGGGUCAGCCUACAUUCCCGAAGACUCAUGGUGAGGACGGGAGCCAGAAGAGAAGACUGAGAGCAGGGGCAGGAGAUAGGCAGGUGCUCAUGUGCUGGGCUGUCUGGUGAGGUGGUGAGCUCCCCUUCCUCAUUAUUGGAGGCCUGAGAGGAGAAGCCCUAGUCAGAAAGGCUGCUCAAGACAAGGCAGUGACCCUGCAGGCCAGGCCGCCGCCACCCCCACCCCCCAACCUGGUCCCACUCUGGACCUCCAUAGCCACACAUUGUUCUCUUCUGUGUACAGGUGUGCGACACUUGGAUGGUGGUGCUUUGACGGCCUCC